AUGGGCUUUCGUUCGGACCAGUUUCUUAGCAGUAUUGACGACCAAAAGCGAUGCAGUUUAUGUGAAGGGGUUCUGGAUAAUCCUUUAGAGACACUGUGUGGCCAUGUCUUUUGCUCGGGUUGCAUUUUACCGUGGAUAUUUCGUCACCGGCAAUGUCCGAAAAACUGCCAACCUCUGACAACAAGUGACCUAAAAAACAACUUGGAUCUUCGUCGGACGAUUCUAAAUAUGCAAGUAAGAUGUAGUUAUCAUUCUUCAGGAUGUGAAGAGGUGUUUACACUCAUUAAUUUGCCGGAACAUACCGAGAUUUGUCCCUUUAAACCGUCUCGAUGUAGGAAUAUGGGUUGUCCUGAGGUGGUUGUAAUUUCGGAGCUGUCGCAACAUGAGACGGACACGUGCGAAUUCAGACCUGUCGGUAUUUGCGACAAGGGUUGUGGGCUGGUCCUCCUGUACAAUUCAAUGGACAAGCACAGUUGUUUAGAGGCCCUUAGGACCCAUUCUACAUCACAGGAAACAAGGAUAGAUAAUUUACAAGAGGAGGUGAAAAGGUUGACGACGAAAUAUCUCAAGAGGGAAAGGUCCUAUCUAAAUCAGAUCACAAAUUUGCACAACAAGCUUCAAAAUCAAGCACAGGAGUUUCAGAAAAAGUUGGAUGAUUAUCGAAUACAACUGACUGGAUUGUCAUCUAAAUCAUGUUGUUACAAGCACGAGGAACAGAAGCUCUCCAUAAUCCUUGAAAGGGAUAAAGGAUCACUUGGCUUUAACAUAAUGGGAGGAUAUUCUCCAAACAACAAUAAUGAGACUGAAGGAAUCAUAGUGUCAAGAUUAACGGAAACUGGGCCAGCUGAUAAACAAGGGAUGAAAAUCCAUGACCAGAUUCUCAAGGUGAAUGGUCAGGAUUUAUCCAAGUCAUCCCACGAAGAAGCAGUUGAGGCCUUUCGCACAGCCAAGGAACCCAUCGUCGUUGAGGUUCUGCGGAGAGUGUCACCACCAGGCUCACAACCAAAGACCAACUCAAAGAUGAAAAGUCGAUCGCCAGCGUUGGUGUCAAUUGGCACGCAAACAGAUGAGCUCAUUGAGAACGGAGCGUUUUAUGGGUUGUCCAGGCCACCGACACCUCCACCUGCCUUAUACAACUUUCAGGGAAAUGGUCUGUACCAGCCAUCUUCAAGACAACCAGUAGCAUUUUCACCAAGUGCAGAAAUGGGUUUGACAGACAUUGAGAUGGCCAAUGGCUGUUUUGAUUACGACGACGCUUUUGAAGAUGACAGGGCUUUCGACAUGGAAUAUGAGGAGGUAACAUUACAUCGUGCCAACAGUGAGGAAAAAAUUGGUUUGACAUUAUGUUAUGGUGCUGCUGAGGACGAAGUCACAGAUAUUUUUAUCAGUGAAAUUGAACCGUAUAGUAUUGCUGCCCAAGAUGGUCGCAUCAGAGAGGGAGAUCAAAUACUACAAAUAAACGGCCAAGAUGUACACAGUCGGGAACAGGCAAUCUUUUUGUUCAGUCAAAAUCGAUCGGACAUAACUUUGUUAUUAGCAAGACCACAACUUCAGAUGAUGGACGAUGGCUUCAUGGAUGGAAGACACUGCAUGUUAGACGACCUUCACAUGGAAAUGUUAGACCAGCACCACCACAAUGUUAACUUCCCUGCCAACCUACUUCGUCAAAGGGUGUUAGAUGAAGAGGGUGGCACCACGGACACAGCUACGACGGAGAACUCCUCUCACAAACAUGAGAAAGACAGUGGAGUGGGUCGCACAGAUGACAGUACUAAAAAUGACGAAAGCUCCGAACAGGAACUGUUGGAGAAUGAAUGUACGUCACCAGCGACAAGUCACAAAUUUCAACCCAAAUGCAAUCUGGGAAGUGGAGAGCUACACUACAGCAAUGAUAGUUUCACGUCAAAUGAAACACAUGAACAGGAAUUUGCUGGGAAUGAAAUAUCGGCAGAGGAGUGCGAUAAAUUCAGAGAAGUUUUGGAAAGUCGUUGUAGCAACAAGGAGAGUGGUGGCUCGGGAUCGCCCGAGAAGACUUUGGCUAAGGUGGACUCACAGAGCAGCCUUGAGCGUGAAAUCGCUGUGCUAAAUAAGGAAAUGGAACACAUUCAAUUCGAGUGCCAGGAAAUAGUUGACUCUCAUUUGCGGGAACAAACGAAAUUAAAAACGCAGACAGACGUUAUCCGUACAGAACCGCCAUACCGUAGUCCACGCAUGGUGCCCCGGAUGGGUACGAGGUUGGAGUAUUUGAAAAUGUACAAUCAGUCACCGCCACAAGACCCUGUGUGGGUAAAGAACGAGGUGAAGAAAGCAUCUGAGAAGGAGAAGGACUCAAACUCUACUUCCAACACCAGCGCCUAUAACACGGGGGAGAGCUGCCGAAGCACGCCCCUUAUGACUCUCGAACUUAAUCAGACUGAAGAAAAUGGCAAUGGACUGCAAGGCUCUAUGCUAUGCCUUGCUGCGAAGCCGUCGCAAAGUACGAGUGACUCUGAAAAGAGUACGCAAACAAUUGGCAAUGGUCACAAGCAUCGAUACAAGGAGAGAAAAGACAACGGACACAUUCAGGGUGACAAACACAAUGACAAUAAUGACCAACAGUCUCAUAUGUAUGAAAUCUACGAUAAAUAUGCUAACGUUAUGUACACGAAUAAAGCCAAUUUAGAACACACUAUGAAGGUACAACAGCAGAUUUUCCAUCAGCAGAUGAUGAUGAAAAAGGCCCAGUCUGGUGCCUCGCAACAAUCGCUGGCGACUUUUGGGAAAGACACAGAUUCAAAUAUUGGGAAUGAGAACCUGAAUGUGACCUGUUCGCCAAUGCAAGGACAGCAAGGAGCUGCAGAACAACAAAUGGAGUGGGUUGUAAAGCGAAGGGCAGAUGGCUCACGGUAUAUAACCAGGCGGCCGGUCAGGAAUAAACUUUUGAAAGAACGUGCUAAGAAAUUAGCAGAGGAGCGAUGUGGUAUGACAACGGAUGACGAUGCAAUGAGUGAGCUGAAAACUGGUCGGUACUGGAGUAAGGAGGAUCGUAAGAAACAUGUGGACCGUGCACGUGAGCAUAAGAAGCGCAAAGAGUUGAUGUUGCGACAGAAGAUGGAAACACUGAAGGAACAGCAUCAGGAUCAGCCGGAGAAGAAGGAAACAAACAUUGUCGAAUUGAGUCAUAAGAAAAUGAACAAACAUAAGGGGAAGAAAAUGUUUGAUGAUUUCACAACGGUACAGGAGAUGUUGGCCCAUGGUAGCAAGGUACCUGAUCCCAAGGGCGGAUUUAAUCCAUUGCUGUCUGUGACAACUGUAUGACAGGACAAACGUACAGUUAAGCCAUGACUUUCCUGAUCUCAAUCACACGAUCACCGCAAUCACAUGAUCAGUCACAUGAUCAGGCAACAGCCAGAAGUUUUGUUCUCUAACUUGUUGUUGGUUUCAUAUGCUAAUUAUGAGAAUCUUGUAUUUGAAAAUCUACAGACUAUCAGCAAACUGUGUAAAAAGUCAUCAUAGACCGCUAGGAGGACUGAACAUAUAGUGCUGCACUAGAGAUUAUAAUGUGUCUGUGUAAAUUGGCUACCAUGCAUGCAGAGAGCUCAUCGCCGGAUGGUUCCUGAAUACGGUAAUGCUAGUGAGAAAUAUUUAGGCAGAUGACGGUCUUUCUUCAUUGACGUAGCCAGUCAAGAUCCUUGGAAUGCUAAGAUGUGAUCAGUCCUUCACCUGGGAGAAAAGACUCGUUUAACCGGUGACGUUGGUUUAUUCCAUAGGAACUGGGAUGAAAAACUGUCCCAUUUCAAAUUAUUGUGUGCCAAGAAUAAUCAGUGCAAAAUGGCUUAAAUAUUAAUAACUAGUUUGAAAAUCAGUGUUCAAGACAUUGUUUCUUAUUGUAUAAAAACAUUUUACCGCCAUUCGAGACAAGAGCCCUCUGUCAGUCAUAUGAGGAACUAUAGUGUACAUGACAAUUAAGUGAUCUUUUUUUAUGAUGUUGGUUCCUCCGCACCUGUCUGUUGAAAAAUCAUUUCAAACAUUUUGAAAAGAAAUAAACAAGCAGGUAGUUAUUGGCUUGUUCAGUUUUCGCAACGACAGGGAAGGGAGGAAACAGACUGGCAUAAGUGUUUAAAACCUGAAUAAGUUUCAUUAUUGGGCAGUUCUGUGUGAAAAACUACAAUUGUGAACUCAGGUGGUCCAACACACUGCAGAUGAAUUUCAUUAUUGUGCAAGUGGGCUUAUGAUAUCGUUGGCUUAUAGUUGUUGACGUAAAAUAAUGCUUCAAGCACGGCACAAACAAGGAAUUUAAAUUGCUGAUACACUUUUAAAAUUGAAUACCAUUAUCAUUCAGAUUUUACCUUAUGAAAUUUUUGGAGAAGCGGAUAACUAAACCUAUUUGAUGAAUUGUGUGCUCAGGGUGCACGAUGUCACACAAAGCUUAUAGAAGGAGAUGUCUCAGCUACAGAAUACUGGGAGUUGAUUAGGUUCUGAAUGAUAAUUUGAUGCUAUUCAAUAUUAAGUGUAUAGGGGUUUUUGACAUCGAGUACUUUCAAACAACCAAGGCAGGCUGUCGUCACUGUAGCCCAGUGUAGGGUGUCACCCUGAGAAUACCUAUACUUCAGUGUACAAUUCUGUUUGCUAAAUUUGAUCUAGUGAGGCAUGGGCUUUCCUAGGUUAAUAAUGAUGGUGUCAUCGAUUGCUUGGUUGGUUGAUUAUGCAGUUGCUUCCAUAUUUUGAUACUUUUUAUAAGCAUUUUAUAAGAUCAUGAUAAUGUUUGUAGAGUGAAAGGUUUUCUUGAAUUUUUUCGAUUUGCGAGGAGCGUACAACAGUUACUUUGGUCAAUUUGUAAACAUUAGGCUACACAAUGUUAUAUAACAUAAGUAAUUGCAUUGGAACAGUGUAUCCAAUAAUUUGAAUGGGUUAACCCCUCAUGGAACAAGGUUGUUGUAACAUUUGUGGAGUUGUUUAAAUUUACCAACAAUGGCAGAUUUUGAGUUGUCUUCUACAUUUGGGAGAGUGCCCCAAAGGUGUUAUCAAUGUUCCCUUUACCUAAUCAAGUAAUUAAUUCUCCUUUAAAGUCAUAAAAGAAGUAUCAAUUACUUGAUUCAGUCCUUAAAGGUUAAGUAAUAACCGCUGACAUCCUUAAGGUCUUGUCAAAAUUUUAGUUGUUAUAUCUUUAGAGAGAAAACAAGAUGGAUGUAAGUUCAAUGGGUUUGACUUAGAUAGCCUCCUUUGCGUGUUUCAUUGUGAGCUUGGCUUUAUUGCGAUUUGACUCACAUUGUCCUGGCUGUACAUGAUAAAAAAAGCACAUAUCUGCAUGAAAAAUGCAAAUAUUCAAAAGUCAAAAAGAAAAGGAUGGGCACAAGAGCUUGGAAUUGACGAACAAAGUUGGCAAAGUUUGUAUGUGUCUCAAGGGAAUGUACAAAUGCACCUCGUAAUGAAUCACAAAGUGAAUAUAUUGUUGCAAAGUCUGCACAGAGAGUUCUUAAUCUGUGUUAAAUUUAAACACUGGUGUUGUUUUUUGGUUCAUGUAUAUAUGAUCAUGUCCUCUUUGUAAAUUGCUGUAUAAUGUGCAUCGAAGACCAUUGGUAUAGGCCUACUGAGCAGUGAUCAAUCAGGGUUUGGGUGGUAAAGGGGAUAGAAGGACUACGGAUUGUACAAAGAGAAUAGAACCUUUUAUGUGCCAUUUAUGGUUAUAUACUACACCCUAGGGUGUAACAGGAGUGAACUAAAAGUCUAUUUCAACUGGAAUUUGUGGAAUUUACAUGAAAGGUUUAUCAAAACUUUGCCAAAAAUGUGCUAACUUUGCCAAGCCACGAAAAAUAAGGGAUAUGAUAAUCUGUUUGUCACAACUGAAAUUCUCUUUUGAUAACUCGUAUCAUCUAUCUUUUUCGCAGAUAUUUUGACAGUGGCAAAGUUGUAAUUUUUACAGUAUGUGUAUAUUUCAUUACAACUCUGUUCUUGUAAAGAGAAUCCAGACAAAUUCGGAGUGAAAUUGAUUAUGAAGGUUGUAUAUUUUCCUGUUUCUGUAUAGGAUAGGCUAGAGAGAUGAAGUGUUUGAAAGCACACAGGUAAUUUUUAAAGGUUGGAGCAAGGGUGUUCAAAACCCUAGAAUACCACUGAGGGCAAUGUUGUAAAUUUUGUUAAGUGGAAGAUUGUGGCUAAACCUUUGAUGACUGAUAAUAAUUAUGUCUAGAAAGUAAUUAAACAAUAUUUGAAGUCGAAAUUAGUGCGCGCUUACUAUGGCCGUAUGGGUGAUUUUCACCAAGCAAUUUUUAAAAGCAAUGUUUAGAACGUGUUAACUGACCUUUCUAUUAAUGAUCAUCAUUUUCCCAGUCAUUUUGUGGUUUAAAAGAUGGACAAAAGAGGGUGAACAUUAAAAAUGUUACUUUUCAUGUCAUGUCAAUUUGGCUUGAAUCUGAUAUACAAUUGAGUGCGGUGCAAUCAAGUGAUUUUUGACGCUGCAACUUGCAGUUGUAAUUGUUGCUAUUGUUGCGAAUGAGCAAUGUUGGUUGCCGGCGAUAAUUUGUAAAUCUGCAAAUCACUUGUCCGCAGGGCAUUUAAGUGACAGAGAUUGCAUGCACUUACUACACAGAUGAAGCCAUUUUGGAGUGAUAUGGUAUUUAGAAUCUUGAGUUUAAAAGUUUUGGCAUUGUUGGGGAUUCAAGGAGCUGUCUAUUCUCAGACUGAGCUCAAUGUUUUUAUUAUUUGGAUGCCAACAAUGUCUAAAUGUUGUUAGCGAGUGCUGGGAUCAACAAAAUUAUAAACUUUGAUCGAUUUUAUGGACUGGGAGCAGAGCAGCAGUAUUCAAAGCUUUAUGGUGUCUUUUAUGAGCAAUAUCAGUAUAAAACCUCCAGAAGGACUGACGCUGCCAUAUGCUGGCUCCUGACAAAUGUUACAGUGGCUCCUGGUCCAUAAGGGUCAAAGGUAUCAUCUGUACAGGGUGUACCAAAAAUCAAAAACGUAGCUUUGCCUUCUACCAAAUCUUGAGGGAAGUAUCUCACAGUAAAACUUCUAUAACAACUAUCAGCAGCAGUUCUUAACCUUAUGCUUGACUUCUUGAUAAGGUUUCAUGUUGUUGUCGGAAUUUUGAUAUGCCCUGCUGUAUGACCAGUGUUGGCAAGUAUUCUCGCUUUUGGUGAUCCAGUCAUGUAAAAAUAACCUGUGUAAAAUUUGUAAAUGUAUAUGUUUACAAGUAUUUUUGUGCACUAUUUAUGCUGUAGUCUAUGAUGACAAUCACCAACAAGAUCUUGGACUAACAGACCUCAGAUUUUUUAUAAACCAGAGUAUGUGUUUAUGACAAUUAUUCAAUUCAAGAUACAGUACAUAUUGUGCACUGUGAUGAAAUACUUAAUGAUUUUCUGAUUGAUUCCAAUUUUGCAGGGUCAAGUCUAUUCUGCAUGAUCUCAAUAAAAUCUCUUCAGCAAAUUCAGGUUAGUUUCAGGUGUGGAUGAUUAUCUUAAAUCCAAAGAUGACUGGUAAAAGAUCAUCUUCAAUAGUAAUUGUUCUGUUAGAAUGGAUAUGCCAUUGAAACUUAAUUGUCCGUAGAAUAAAAGCAGAAAAUGUUCUUUUGUGCUGGUAGAGACAUCUUUUGUGUAGAAUUGGAAUCAAUCAGCUGAUAUGUCGUUUAAUUUUGAAAUUUAGAAGUUCUAACUUAUUCUGUAUAGCUUGUCAAUGUCAUGUAUGUGAUCUUACGUAUAUACAGGGACUGUGUCAAAAUGACGCAUCUUUUCAGUUUACAGUACAUAGUUGGUAAAAAAAUGUGUCAUGCCUGACACUGCUUAUCAGUAGUAGAUAAAAAGUGUAUGGUAUUUAAAUAGUUACAUGAGUAAACGUAUAAGUCACAUGACUAGUCUUCUGCAUUGCAUUGUGGGAAAUAUUGAAUGAUGUACAGUUUGAGAAUAAUUGUGUAAAGUUUAUAAAGAUAGAGAUAUUGAAAAUAUUGCUUGUGGUGUUUUCCCUCAAAAAAAGCAGGGUAUUGUAAAAUGUCAGUAAGGGUUUACCACAUCACCUCUUCAAUAUUCCUGAAAUGAACUCUACAAUUGCCCUUCCCUGCAACAGAGGGUGAGGCUUAAUUAAGGGAAAUGACACAUUUGCUGUUGUUUAUUUGAUAUCUGUUCUUUCAUUGGGGGUGGAGGGUGGGGGGAGGUCAUGGAAAAAUUUCAGGAUAUGUCCUAGGCAACAUCUCUUGGGACACUGAUCUACUUUAACCAUAAUUGAAAUGAGAUCAAAUUUUGUGUCUAUAUACCUUGUUUGGUAUAGUUUUUGGUUUACCUUGAAAGGUAUGAUUGAAUUUUCAUGACUAAAAUGCCAAGGUGAAUGACAGAAAGUUUAUGAUAACUCAUCCUUGGUAUAUGUUUCGCGGUGUCAUUUGAAUUUGUAUUUGUGGAUAAAAGAGGCCUGCCAUGGGUUCCGCCUUCAAUCUGGCUGUCGUACUUUAUCUCUAUAAAUUGGUUGUUGGUCAUAUAUUUCCACAUCAUAUUUUGCCGAGAGGAUCUGGAUGGCUUGAACCUCUUGACAGCAUAUCACAUUAGAUAUUUUCUUUUCUGUAAACACAGUUGAUCGUUUCACAAGUUCAGACCACACGGUCAGCCAUGAUUGUGUAGGAAUAAUUUGAUGCCAUUCUUCGGGCAUGAUGUUGCUAGUAUACUGACCUGCUUUCUUCAUGGUAUGAUUGUCAUAAUUGGGAGGGAUCUCCUUAAUAAAUUAUUGUUUUAUAUACAUGA
Messenger RNA from Lineus longissimus, 8696 nucleotides. RefSeq names its product E3 ubiquitin-protein ligase PDZRN3-B-like. The record is from RefSeq and is a predicted model, not a curated record. Bases 1 to 3297 code for a protein of 1098 amino acids. The transcript is spliced from 11 exons. Gene Ontology annotation, molecular function: protein binding; zinc ion binding. NCBI's taxonomy places the organism in Eukaryota, Metazoa, Nemertea, Pilidiophora, Heteronemertea, Lineidae.